AUGGUCCCAGUCAGUCGUCAUGCGGAGGACAUCUUCAGUGAGCUGUUCACAGAGGCCAACAGCUUCUACCUGAGGAUGAGCAGCCUGCAGGAGCGUGUGGACCUGCUGGCUGUCAAGGUCACACAGCUGGACUCCACCGUGGAGGAAGUGUCUCUGCAGGACAUCAACAUGAGGAAGGCUUUCAAGAGCAGCACCAUCCAGGACCAGCAGGUGGUGUCACGGAGCUCCAUCCUCAACCCUGUUCUGGAAAUGUACCAACGCUGCGACAAACCACCGCCCCUCAACAUCCUGACUCCUUACAGGGACGAUAAGAAGGACGGUCUGAAGUUCUACACCGACCCAUCGUACUUCUUCAGCCUCUGGAGGGAAAAGAUGCUGCAGGCCACCGAGAAUAAACGCAAAGAGAAGAGACGACAGAAGGAGCAGAAGCAUGUGGAGGAGUCUUCAGGACGGGAGGUGAAGAAGGUUCGGAAAGCUCGGAACAGGCGGCAGGAGUGGAACCUGAUGGCGUACGACAAGGAGCUCCGUCCAGACGCUCGAGUGACACCAUCACCUUACCACACCUCAGACGGUUCAAUGUCACCUGACAGGUCAGGGAUGUCAGACGACACAUCUUUCCUCUCCGCUGCUCACCACCAUGACGCCCAGGGGCAUGAUGGGAAGGAUCACGUCACAGUGGCCACAGUUGGAAGUGGUCAGACUCAGUCGCUGGACCGCGCCCUUCGACCUGCCUCUACAUCCUCUGCAGUCACCACAGCAACCGCACGCCAGCACUCACUGGGCCGCAACCAGCCGCAUCAUCACCACCACCAGCCACCACUCGCCGGCUCAGCCAAUCAGAAUGGAGCACGGCCUAAUACUGCCAAGGAGGCCAAUGACCAUCAGAUCCCUCCGGCCCCCCCACCACCCCCCCCUCUCAUGCCAUCGGCUGGACAGAUGGCAUUCCCCAACAACACUGCUGCCAUGGCAACACCGCUGCAUCCAGCAGCUGCUCCUGGUAACCAAGGUGGCGCUGCUGUCCUCUCUCGGCCCUACAGCCCCUCCCCUCCCCCACCCCCCCCAGCCAACUAUGCCCCCUCCCCCUCACGGCCCGGAGGCCAGGCCCCACCCUCGGCCAAUGCACCUCCGGUGCCACCGGCGACAGAUGGCAGGAAGCCGCCAGGUGGACCAAACUUUCCGAUGAACGACGCCCGUAGUGACCUGCUGGCUGCGAUACGCCGAGGGAUCCAGUUGAGGAAGGUUCAGGAGCAGCGUGAGCAGGAGGAAGCAAAGAAACGAGAGCCCACAGGAAAUGAUGUCGCCACCAUCCUGUCGCGACGCAUUGCCGUAGAGUACAGCGAAUCAGAGGAGGAGUCUGAACCCGAGGACCAGGAGUGGUCCGACUGAGGAGAGGAGAACGUCAUAAAAACAGAGCCCAGAUCAGUCACGACCUCAAACUGUCACAGGAAGUAAACAACAUAAAAACAAAGUCUGGAGAAAAUUUUGACGAUGCAGACACUAGUUGAAAAUGUUCCUUAAUUGUCAGAAUCAGUGAAUAUUAUUAGUUUAUUGUUCUCAUCAGCAGUUAAUGUAUAUAUUAUGUUCAACAAGCUGGAGGCAGAGCCUGAAUGUGGACGCAGAGAAAUAUCACGUACAGUUACCUCAGCUGACGGACAGCAAAUGUCAAAAUUAUUCUUUGACAAAAAGUUCUGAAAUUUCCUGAUCUGCUUCCUGCUCCUCAGAGGAUGAACCCCGUAGAUGUUAAUGACUCCAUCAUCUUCCUGUUAGCUCCACCUGCAGGACAAACUGCUCAGACUGAGGGAACAGACCUCUGCAGCCUGCAGGGGGCGCUAACGCCAACACAGACGUCACCUCCGAACAGCUGCACUGGAAAUAUGUGAUAAGGAACCUUGAAACGGACUCAGAUGAAGAAUCGAUGAACUCUGAGCAGCAGACUGUCAGUGCUAACGAGGACACUAAUGACAAGACGCUAACGACAAGACAUUAACAAGGCGUCAGGCAGCUGUAAAUCUGUUGAGAUGAUUAAACUCUCUUUCCUGGUUGUUUUCAAGGAAACUAUAAAGGAAGGAAAAGUCAUGACGUCACUGAUGACAUUUGAAUUUAGCAUUUGAGCCAGACUUUAGUCCCAACAUUCAACUCAUCACACAUCGCCGCUUUGUCAGAGGACUGUCACCUCUAUGUAUCACGUUCUAGGUGUCUUCCUGCGUCUGCUGUUGACAUUGCGGGACGCUGAAACCAACACCGUGGACAUCAACAAAAACACAUGGUUUCGAAAAAAACAUACUUUGGCUCUACGUUCAUACAGGAAGUGACCAGCCACAGCAUUUGCCGGACAGCAGCGUCCGGCAAAAAUAGAAGUCCUGCGUAUCUGUUGCAGAGGGCUCCGGAGCGCCGCAGCUGUGACGGAGCCGGAACGCAGCACAGCCGCAGCUGGUGGAAGCACACACAUUGACAAGAAUUGAAUCCUAUCGGCUCCGCUGCCGUGCCGGAGUGGAGACGCAACCGACACGCAUCUGGUGGAAAAAGGCCGUAACAAAGCGUUUGCACAAACAUAAAAAUGACAGCAUCCAUGAUCAGUAGCCAAACAAAGUGUAAACAUAGGUCGCUCACAUGACGUCAAGCAUUUGCUGGCGCAUGCUGUGACGUUUCAGAACCUAAAACCCCAUUUCACCCAGUUUAGACGGCAACACAUAAACGGCGUUUUCAGAAAUCUCCACUUUGGCUGGAGUUUUUACAAAUGAUCGUUUUCCGUGAAAAAAACUCCCUUUGCGUGUUAACAAGAGGCCAAACUACAUGAAAAUAUGUGCGUUUUUCCUACGUGUAAACGGGGUAUGAGACCUUCUUGAAGAGGUGGUCUCAGUCCGGUUCCAAAGGAACUCUGGUGCGGUUGGUUUGUGGUGAGAAGGUGUUCCGACCUGGAUGUGAAGCAACUGCAGUCACAUGACACAUUGUUUGGGUUAAACAUGAGCAUGUUACAGUCCUGGAGGAUUAUUAAUGUGCACCUCCUCCUGUACUGCCUUAAUAUGCACAUUCAGCACAUCCAAUGCAUCAAAACAUUGUUUUCUAGUUGGAGCCGCGCCUCGUUUUCAAACUGUAUGGUUUGACUAAAAUGAACAAUGACAGCAAUAUAGUCCACGAUGAGCAGCGCUAAAAUCAACCUGCGUAGUUGUCCCUCCAUUGUGACAUUAGAAAGUGUCACAUUUAUCUUGCAAGUGUACUCUUCUGCAACGUUUGCUUUACUUCCUGGAUUUUUCCCACAUGGAAAUUCUGACCAAUCAAGAGCAGCUUUCUCACACAAGGCAUUUGAUCUGGUCCUCUUGUAAAUGCUGCCGUGAGAACACGAACCAACUCUAGGCAAUUAUACAACUUUGGAACAACAUGAGUCCCUGAUUCAGACCAAAGGAGACCACUCUGUGUCAGAUAUCACGGAGUCAACGGGAGCUAUGAUCAGUUUAUGUCCGAUAACGAGGAAAACUAACAAACACGUAGAUAAAAAAUAGUUGACAUCACCUCAGGCGUGUUUUUAAUCAGGUGGGAGGAGUUAACAGUGACAGGUGACACAGCAGAGAUCUGAUGGGUUAUAGUUUAAUGUGACUCCUCCCACACGUCACUGACAUCAUCACUUCUUCUUCUUCAUGGAUACAUUUUUUUUUAUUUGUGCUCAGAUCAGCUGUUUCUCUGUCAAACUUCUGUUAAUCUUCAUGUUUAGAGAUUUUCUUAUUUUGUUUUCAGUCCUCUGACUUUUCAGAUUUUAGUGGAUCAUCUGACGGCAGCGGUUUGUUCAAGUGUAAAUAUUUUCUUUGGACGUGUUUCUUCUUCGCUGAUUCCAGCCUCUGACUCAUUAGUUGCUAUGGUAACCAUGAACAUUGGUGAGACGCUCUGUCAAUCACAUGCUGCUUCGCGUUCUAAUGAUUACUUCCUCCUCAGUCAGCGCCGUCUGGUGUCCCAUGAUUCUCUUUGUGUGACAUCAUGUGUUGUCGUCGUGCAGCAUGUGGCGUGUGAAGUUGUGACAUCAUCUGUGUUAACAGGAAGCAGUAAAACGAUGACAUCAUCCAGUGAAGUAAAAACUGCAGUCCAUUUGUGUGAUGUUGGCUGCGGCUGAUGAUGUAAACCACUUCCUGUCCUGUAGCUUCUGUGAUUGGUUGUAUUGAUAUAUUGAUUUAUUGAUCCGUGCUGUGAUUCUGCAUGUUGGUGGAAAACGUGACGACUUAUAAAACUGAAGAGAAAACUUUACUGACAUCACACGUCAUGUUUGAUUUGAGUUGAUGGAUUUCAAUAAA
Molecule: messenger RNA, 4280 nt
Organism: Epinephelus moara (kelp grouper)
Lineage: Eukaryota; Metazoa; Chordata; Actinopteri; Perciformes; Serranidae
Product: actin-binding protein WASF3-like
Exons: 10
Coding region: 1-1386 (461 amino acids)
Biological process (GO): actin cytoskeleton organization; positive regulation of Arp2/3 complex-mediated actin nucleation
Cellular component (GO): cytoskeleton; SCAR complex
Molecular function (GO): protein kinase A regulatory subunit binding; actin binding; Arp2/3 complex binding
Source: RefSeq, a predicted model, not a curated record